Molecule: messenger RNA, 3658 nt
Organism: Exophiala xenobiotica
Lineage: Eukaryota; Fungi; Ascomycota; Eurotiomycetes; Chaetothyriales; Herpotrichiellaceae
Exons: 1
Coding region: 55-3588 (1177 amino acids)
Biological process (GO): maturation of SSU-rRNA from tricistronic rRNA transcript (SSU-rRNA, 5.8S rRNA, LSU-rRNA); ribosome biogenesis; endonucleolytic cleavage of tricistronic rRNA transcript (SSU-rRNA, 5.8S rRNA, LSU-rRNA)
Cellular component (GO): 90S preribosome; nucleus
Molecular function (GO): GTP binding; U3 snoRNA binding; GTPase activity
Source: RefSeq, a predicted model, not a curated record
CUAUCUAAGACUUUCGACGCCGGCGGAGGAGGUGUUGUUGGGCUCUCGAGAAACAUGGAAUCACAAUCCAAUAGGCCUCACAGGGCAUCGAAAGAGAAGAAGAAACCACAAAAGGGAGAGAAAAAUGUCAAAGCCUUUGCCGUUGCAAAUCCUGGCCGGCUGGCGAAGCAGGCCGUCCGGUCCAGCGAUAUCAAAGAAAAGCGACUGCAUGUUCCACAAGUCGAUCGGAUCCCAGAAGAAGCUCCUCCCAUUGUCGUCGCAGUCGUCGGUCCCCCCGGUGUUGGCAAGACCACACUCAUCAAGAGUCUCAUUAAACGAUAUUCGAAGCAGACCCUGUCGCACCCUACCGGCCCUAUAACAGUUGUUACUUCGAAGCGACGGCGACUUACCUUUAUCGAAUGCCCUUCAGACUCUCUCGCUGCAAUGAUCGAUGUCGCAAAGAUCGCCGACAUUGUGCUACUGAUGAUCGAUGGGAACUAUGGCUUUGAAAUGGAGACAAUGGAAUUUUUAAAUGCCCUUAGCGUUUCUGGUAUGCCGGGCAAUGUCUUUGGCAUUCUGACACACUUGGAUUUUUUCAAGAAACAGAGCACAUUACGCAUGGCCAAAAAGAGGUUAAAACAUAGGUUUUGGUCGGAAUUAUACCAGGGUGCCAAAUUGUUCUACCUCUCUGGUGUGAUCAACGGGCGGUACCCCGACCGAGAAGUUCACAAUCUCUCCCGGUUUUUGUCUGUCAUGAAGAAUCCUAGGCCUCUGAUCUGGCGGAAUAGCCAUCCUUAUUGCCUUGCCGACCGCUUCCUCGAUGUUACGCCUCCGACGCAGAUUGAAGAGAACGAGAAAUGCGACAGACAAGUGGCACUUUAUGGCUACUUGCGAGGGACGAACUUUCCCGCAGAGGGCGCCAGAGUUCAUGUUCCUGGCGUAGGCGACCUUUCGGUCAAAGAGAUUGAAGCACUGCCCGACCCUUGCCCUACACCCUUCCUCGACCAGGCAAUGGCCAAAGCUGCAGGAAAAUCUUCGAGGAGAAAGCUGGGCGAGAAGCAGAAAGUACUGUUUGCGCCCAUGUCAGAUGUUGGCGGAGUUCUGGUAGACAAAGAUGCGGUUUAUAUUGAUGUCAAGACGAACACGUUCGAUCGCAAUGCAGAUGACGCCGAAGAAAGAGGUCUAGGCGAACAGCUUCUGAUGAACCUGCAAGGAGAACGAAGAUUACUGGGAGAAGUUGAGGGCGGUGUGCGGCUUUUCCAGGGUGGUCGGCAGCUCACUGAGGGUGACAACGCUGAGAAUGAUACGGGCCGGACUACAAAAAGAGGGACUCGUUCCUUCGGCCAGAACAGCAAUCUUGACAAUAUCCAUGAUGAAGAGGUUGAUGAAGGGUUCGUCAGUGGAGAAAGCGACGAAGAAGCAGGAAGUGAAGAGGAUGAGGUGGACGACUUUCCCGAACAUACCGGUCGACCUGGUCUUGCAGCUGGGGAAGAGUUAGAUGGUGAAGAAGCCGAGGGUGAUUUGGACUUUGCCGAGAGCGAUUCUGACUUGGGGUCUAUCUCUAAUGACGAGGAUCUUGGACAGGACUUCCCAGAAGACGAGUUUGGGUCCGACGAAGAUGAGGAGGAUGGCGGGCUAAGGUGGAAGGAAAACCUUGCGGCAAAUGCUCGAAAAUUACAUUCGAGCAAAGUGGCAUUCCGUGCUGCCGAUUUGUCAAGGCUGAUGUAUGAUUUGACGCUGUCACCCGCAGAAGCGAUUGCAAAAUGGCGAGGCGAACAAGCCACUCGCAAUGCCGAUGGCGAGGAGAUUGAAGAAGAAGAUAACUUCUUCAACAAGGCCAAAACUGAGCAAGAAGAGGAAUUCGAAGAUCGACAAACUCCACGAUAUGAUUAUGAGCGGUUAGCGGAGAAAUGGGAGGAUGACGAAAACAUCCAACAAAUCAUGUCUCGUUUCACCAGAAACUCCGUCGCGACCGGAGCCAAUGCCGACUCUGAAGGCGAAGAAGAUGGUGGCUUCGAGGGCGAAGAAGGUGAUGAGUCUGAUGAGGGAGACGGCGAGUUUGAAGAUCUGGAGACAGCCGCUGAGCAAGAUCCAGCAGCCCAGGCCGAAUUGACCUUGGAAGAAGAGCGCGCAAGGAAUGCGCAACGAAAAGAAGAGCUCAAGCUCCGAUUCGAGGAAGAAGAUCGUGAGGGAUUUGCCAAUGGCAAGAGUGAAGUCAAAGCCACCGAGCAGGAGUUUGGAGAAGAUGAGUGGUACGAUGCUCAGAAAGCCAUGCUCCAAAAGCAACUUGAUAUCAACCGCGCCGAAUUCGACAGUCUUGACCCGGUAGGCCGGGCUCGAGCAGAAGGAUUCAAAGCCGGCACUUAUGCACGGAUUGUCCUGGACCACGUACCAUACGAGUUUGUUCGCUCCUUCAAUCCCAAGCUCCCGGUGAUUAUUGGAGGUCUGGCGCCAACGGAAGACCGGUUUGGCUUCGUCCAAGUGCGCAUCAAACGACACCGAUGGCACAAGAAGAUCCUGAAGACGAAUGACCCUCUUAUCUUUUCACUGGGUUGGCGAAGAUUUCAAACGCUACCUCUAUAUUCCAUAUCCGAUUCGCGCACACGGAAUCGCAUGCUCAAAUACACGCCCGAACAUAUGCACUGUUUCGGCACGUUCUAUGGACCACUAGUGGCACCAAAUACUGGCUUCUGCUGUGUACAGUCAUUCUCAAAUGCCAAUCCUGGAUUCCGAAUCGCGGCGACGGGUGUGGUACUGAAUGUGGAUGAAACGACCGAAAUCGUCAAGAAACUCAAGUUGACGGGACACCCGUACAAGAUCUUCCGCAACACAGCUUUUAUUCGAGACAUGUUCAGCUCAUCGCUUGAGAUUGCCAAAUUUGAAGGAGCAAGCAUUCGAACCGUUUCUGGUAUUCGUGGGCAGAUCAAGAGAGCUCUCAGCAAACCAGAAGGACAUUUCCGAGCGACGUUCGAAGACAAGAUCUUGAUGUCUGAUAUUGUUUUCUUGAGAGCCUGGUAUGCAGUGAAGCCGCAUCGUUUCUACAAUCCUGUCACCAAUUUGCUGGACGCUCCGCCUAGUGGAUCAACAGAAGAUGGAGAGAGUCGGGGUGUAGAUGAUGGGUCGGGAGGGUGGCAAGCCAUGCGGCUGACGGGCGCUGUUCGAGCAUCUCUGGGCAUGCCGACACCGCUUGUCAAGGACUCUGCUUACAGCAAGAUCGAGCGACCGACAAGACACUUCAAUCCUCUACGAGUACCUCGUUCUCUCGCAGCCGAUCUUCCCUUCAAAUCCCAGAUCACCCAGCAGAAAGCGCGGAAAGCACCAACAUAUCUGCAGAAACGAGCAGUCGUCAUUGGUGGGGAGGAGAAGAAAGCUCGAGACCUCAUGCAGAAAUUGCAGACCAUGAGGAACGAGAAGGCGGAAAAACGGGCCAAGAAACAGGAAGAACGACGUGCUGUGUAUCGGAAGAAGGUUGCUGAGAAUCUGGAAAUGAAGGAGCAACGGGAAAAGAGAGAGCGAGAUGAGUUCUGGAAAAAAGAAGGUGGGAAGCGAAAGAAUACAGACGAGGGUGGUGGAAGGGGAGGAGGAGGCAAGCGGUCGAAGCGACGAUGAAUUGGAUUUCUGGCAGCUUUGUAAAAAGUGUAUAGAUGUCGACAUGAUACCCAACGAGCAUGGCAAUGAA